Molecule: messenger RNA, 1312 nt
Organism: Lolium rigidum
Lineage: Eukaryota; Viridiplantae; Streptophyta; Magnoliopsida; Poales; Poaceae
Product: RHOMBOID-like protein 2
Exons: 5
Coding region: 1-1065 (354 amino acids)
Biological process (GO): proteolysis
Cellular component (GO): membrane
Molecular function (GO): serine-type endopeptidase activity
Source: RefSeq, a predicted model, not a curated record
AUGGCCAGCGGCAGCGGCGAGGAGAAGGUGGCGAGCGGCAGCAGCGGCGGCGAGGGGAAGGUGGCGAGCGGCAGCGGCGUGGGGAAGGUGGCGAGCGGCAGCGGCGAGGGGAAGGCGGACCCCGCGGGCGCGCUGUACCUGCAGUACGCCUCCUCGUACGGCACCGGGGUGUACGACGACCGGCAGUGGUGGCCGUGGCUCGUGCCCACCUUGCUCGGCGCCUGCGUCGCCGUGUUCGCCGUCGAGAUGUACGAGAACGACUGCCCCAGCCACGGGAGCACCCUGGGCGGCCGCGCCACCUGCGUCGCCGGGUUCCUCCGCCGGUUCUCCUUCCAGCCGCUGCGCGAGAACCCGCUCCUCGGCCCGUCCUCCGCCACUUUGGAGAAGAUGGGAGCUCUUAACUGGGCCAAAGUUGCUUAUCAACACCAAGGAUGGCGCCUAAUCAGCUGUAUGUGGCUGCACGCUGGUCUAAUCCACUUGGUUAUCAACAUGCUGAGCUUGCUGUUCAUCGGAAUCCGCCUUGAACAGCAAUUUGGCUAUGUCCGCAUUGGGAUCAUCUACCUGCUAUCUGGCUUUGGCGGCAGUGUGCUGUCUGCACUGUUCUUACGUAACCACAACAUCUCUGUUGGUGCCUCUGGAGCCCUGUUUGGCCUACUUGGCUCUAUGCUCUCGGAGAUAUUUAUGAACUGGACUAUUUAUUCCAACAAGGCAGCAGCCAUCAUAACUCUUCUGUCUAUAAUUGUGAUCAAUUUGGCGAUCGGGAUACUGCCGCACGCCGAUAAUUUUGCUCACAUUGGUGGAUUCGUAACUGGAUUCCUUCUCGGGUUUGUGCUGCUGGCAAGGCCUCAGUUUGGUUGGAUGGAACGUAAUGAGUUGCCAGAGACUAAUCAACCUCCAAAGUACAGAAGGUACCAGUAUGUUCUGUGGGGCGCGGCACUGCUCUUGCUUCUAGUUGGGUACGCGGUCUCCCUGGCGAUGCUUUUCAAGGGCAAGAACGGCAACGAUGGAUGCCACUGGUGCCGGUACCUGAACUGCUUACCGACAUCCAGAUGGAAGUGCACUUAGACGGUUCAGUUCCAUCCAUUUGGUGUUUCUCCGAAAUACUCCAUACAUGAAUCCUCUGGGAUCCUCUCUCUUUAUGCUUGUGUGUUUAUAGACCCGCAUCAGACUUGUGCUUUACAUAGCCGAAUACCUCCUGCAUCUAUAAAGUAAAAUCAUGCGCGAUGAGCCGAUGAUGUAAUUUGAACUUGUACCUGUUUGCGGUUUCCUCGCAAGGCAAUUAAAUGGUGUAAUUGUACAUUGUUUUUUCCUC